Bufo gargarizans (Asiatic toad) is the source of this 3761-nucleotide messenger RNA. RefSeq names its product fibroblast growth factor receptor 3 (gene FGFR3). Bases 173 to 2668 code for a protein of 831 amino acids. The record is from RefSeq and is a predicted model, not a curated record. The transcript has 18 exons. Gene Ontology annotation, cellular component: membrane; signaling receptor complex. Gene Ontology annotation, biological process: multicellular organism development; protein phosphorylation; positive regulation of MAPK cascade. Gene Ontology annotation, molecular function: fibroblast growth factor receptor activity; fibroblast growth factor binding; ATP binding. NCBI's taxonomy places the organism in Eukaryota, Metazoa, Chordata, Amphibia, Anura, Bufonidae.
GUGGCCGGCACUCUGUUCGUGUAGAGCGGGAGGAGAGGAGCUGGGCACCCGGAGCUGUGCUCCCCCGGGCUCUGGAGCUAUAAGAGCAGCAGGUCGUUGCCACCUUGGUCAAGGAGACCGGCGCCCGGAUUUACAGUGCUGAGACCAGCGGAGCAAAGUAUGCAACCGGAGGAUGCCUGAGGCUGGAGGGGGCUGCAGGCUAUCCCCGUGCAAAGGGAUACUAGUGGGAAUGAUCACCGUGUGGUGCACCCUCUGCUUUUCCCUGGUGACGGUGAGCGGGGUGCCAGCUGCCAGGCUUCCAGUUGCACAAUCAGAAGAGGACAAGCCGGAGAUAAAACCAGCAGACUACCUCAUAGAAGAAUCAGGCCCUCUUGAUGAACUAAUGUUUGGUGUUGGAGAGACUAUUGAGUUGUCAUGCAGCGUGGAGAGCCCUUCCAUGUCUAUCUUAUGGUUAAAAGAUGGGAUUGCAGUUAGGGAAAACAACCGAACACACGCAAGACAGAACCUGCUGAAGAUCACAAAUAUCUCCUAUGAUGAUUCGGGGAUUUAUAGUUGCACUUUGUUGCGCUCUACUGAGAUUUUGCGGAACUUUACUAUCAGAGUAGCUGACAUGCCGUCAUCUGGCGAUGAUGAUGAAGAUGAUGAUGAAGAAGCCGAGGAAAGAGAACCUCCGUCCUGGACCCAACCGGAAAAAAUGGAGAAGACUCUUUUCGCAGUUCCAGCUGCUAGUACUGUCCGAUUUAGAUGCGCCGCCGCUGGUAAACCCCAACCUACUAUCUACUGGCUGAAAAAUGGUAAAGAAUUCAGAGGGGAACAUCGCAUAGGAGGAAUCAAGCUUCGUCACCAGCAGUGGAGCUUGGUCAUGGAGAGUGUGGUUCCAUCUGAUAAAGGCAACUACACUUGUGUGGUGGAGAAUAAGUUUGGAACCAUUCGACAGACCUUUCAGUUGGAUGUGCUAGAGCGAUCUUCUCACCGACCCAUACUCCAGGCAGGGUUACCUGCCAACAAGACAGUUGUAGUAGGGAGCGAUGUGGAAUUUCACUGCAAGGUGUACAGUGAUGCUCAGCCUCACAUACAGUGGCUAAAACAUGUGGAAAUUAAUGGGAGUAAAUAUGGACAGGAUGGAGAUCCUUAUGUCUCAAUUUUGAAGACAUGGAUAAGCAAUAAUUCAGAAGCUGAUGAUGUCUUAAUUCUAUACAAUGUGACAUCAAAAGAUGAAGGAGAAUAUAUAUGUAGAGCCAACAACUUCAUCGGCAUAGCCGAAGCUGCAUUUUGGCUCAACAUUUACGAUCCAACAGCAGAACCAGUUGUCAAAGUAGAAGCCACUACCUCCAACUCUGUCAGUGUCCUAAUUGUGGUGACUGCAACCAUUGUGUUCUUCUUGGUGGUCAUUAUCAUCAUAGUCACCUACCGGAUGAAGAACACUUCCAAGAAAGCAAUGAACACUCCAACAGUGCAAAAGGUCUCAAAAUUUCCACUGAAACGACAGGUAACAGUGUCUCUGGAGUCCAACUCUUCCAUGAAUUCCAACACCCCACUGGUGAGAAUUACCCAUUUGUCCUCCACUGACGGCACAAUGUUGGCCAAUGUUUCUGAACUUGGGUUGCCGACUGACCCUAAAUGGGAAUUGUCCAGAUCUAGGUUGACUCUGGGAAAACCAUUGGGUGAAGGAUGCUUUGGUCAAGUUGUCAUGGCUGAAGCUAUUGGUAUAGAUAAGGAUAAGCCCAACAAAGCCUUAACUGUAGCUGUGAAAAUGUUGAAAGAUGAUGCCACUGAUAAGGACCUCUCGGAUCUGGUGUCUGAAAUGGAAAUGAUGAAGAUGAUUGGAAAGCAUAAAAAUAUCAUCAACCUCCUGGGUGCCUGCACUCAAGAUGGUCCUCUCUACGUCUUGGUGGAAUAUGCAUCCAAAGGGAAUCUAAGGGAGUAUUUAAGGGCUCGCCGUCCUCCCGGGAUGGACUACUCAUUUGAUACAUGCAAGAUUCCAGCUGAGCAGCUCACUUUCAAGGAUUUGGUCUCCUGUGCUUACCAGGUCGCCCGUGGCAUGGAGUACCUAGCAUCUCAAAAAUGUAUUCACCGAGACCUCGCAGCUAGGAACGUGCUCGUUACCGACGAUAAUGUGAUGAAAAUUGCAGAUUUUGGCUUAGCCAGAGACAUUCACAAUAUAGACUACUACAAGAAGACCACAAAUGGUCGGCUGCCUGUGAAAUGGAUGGCUCCGGAAGCAUUGUUUGACCGUGUCUACACCCACCAGAGCGAUGUAUGGUCAUUCGGAGUGCUUCUCUGGGAGAUCUUUACUUUGGGGGGCUCUCCAUACCCUGGGAUCCCAGUUGAGGAACUGUUUAAGCUCUUAAAAGAAGGCCAUCGAAUGGACAAGCCAGCCAAUUGCACACACGAGCUCUACAUGAUUAUGAGAGAGUGCUGGCAUGCUGUCCCAUCACAAAGACCGACAUUCAAGCAGCUUGUUGAAGACCUUGACCGCGCUCUUACUGUCACAUCUACUGAUGAGUACCUCGACCUCUCUGUGCCAUUUGAACAGUAUUCACCAGCGUGCCAGGAUAGUCACAGCACUUGCUCAUCAGGAGACGACUCAGUCUUUGCACAUGAUAUUCUUCCAGAUGAGGUCUGUCUUCCUAAGCACCAGCAAUAUAACUGCAUCAUCAGAACAUGACUUUUUAAGCCAGACACCCAGGAGGAAUGUAGACUAGAGGCAUAUGGACAGAAGUGCCCAGUCGUUACAAGGAAUUUUUUUUCUUUGAGCCGUAUAAAGUACUUGCUGUAUACAAAGUCAUGAAGCACUGUUUGGCCUGAAGGAACUUAUCACGUGCCAAGAUAUAGAGAAGACGAAAAGAGAAAUAUAUUAGAAUUUAUAUAUUUGAAAAGGAGAAUGUUAACACUAGGGAUCCUUGUGCUGUGACCCUCCUAGUGACCGAAGAGGAGCAACCAAUCUGUGCCUGUGAUGCUAGAAGAGAAUCCAGUAAAUCAGAACACACUCCGAACUAAACUGCAUGUAUUUUUGUUUUGUUUUUUGUUUUUCAUGCAAUGUGAUGAAUGUUUUUGGGGCAAAACUCAAACACUGUUCUGCUUUUGGGUAUCUGAGUAUUAGUACAACUUUUUGAGUGCUCAUAUAGUCUAUCUGCUUUUUUUCUAUAUUUUUGGGGAAGAAAGGGAUGGAAACAGAGCUCUUACCUAUAAGUCUGCUCAUGCCAAUUAAGGCAGAGUACCCCCCCCCCCCCUUCCCCUUCAAAUCCUUAUAUGCUUUUGGUCACACUUGCUACUUUUCAGAACUUCUAUUGCCACCACUAACCCCGAGCACUUGUAGCAGAUCAGAAAGCACAUGCAAAAAUGGCUGAUUUAAUUUAAAACUAAAAAAGUUAUCAAAAUUGUAGCCUACACGAUUUGCUGUAAAAUGUACAUUUUUAAAUUUACAAAUUUAAAUGUUUUACUUUCGUUAAAAAAAAUACUGUUCAAAAUGAAUUACCACUGGUAAUUUCUGCUCCUUAAAGGGUUUGGCCCAUCUCACACAUUGGGGGCAUCACUAGGAUAUGGCACCAAUGUCCCACCUUUCUAGAACUGAGCCAGCAGACCGCGCAUCCUCCUCCAUUCAUUUUUAUGGGAGUGCCAAAGGCAGCCGAGUGGUGAGCUUGGCUAUUUUCAGAAGUCCCAUAGAAAUGCAUGGGAAGUGCACAGCGCAGCCGCCGCUCCAUUCACUUCAGAAAUAGCGGAGCCAGUGCUUGGCUAUUUUCAGAGGUCCCAUAGAAAUG